AUGCAAGAUUUGAACCUCUUGUUUAAUAAGAGCCCAUAUCCAAACCCCAGCCUUCAGAAAGAAAUGGCUUCAAAAAUGAACAUACAUCCAACAGUAGUGCAGGUCUGGUUCAAGAGCCACAGAGCAAAGAUCAAGAAAGCAAAAUGCAAUCCUGUUCAACAAGAAGCUCAACCACAGCAAUUAACUGAGGAGAACGUUACCAGUCCUUCCCAGACAAAUAUGGACAAACCUCCCAGAUCCCCCAGUGGUGCCUAUCCUGAAGCCCUAGUUUACAUAGAUCAUCUGGCACCCUUAUUCCAAUUCAGCUUAUGUUCCAGUUUUAAGGUCCCCACAGACCACUCUGACCACAAAACAGUCCAUUUUGUCUGCUGCCAAGAUCCUAACAUAUACUGCCUCUAUCCCAUUUUGGAAUCCUGA
Messenger RNA from Cynocephalus volans (Philippine flying lemur), 417 nucleotides. RefSeq names its product divergent paired-related homeobox-like. Gene Ontology annotation, cellular component: nucleus. Lineage: Eukaryota; Metazoa; Chordata; Mammalia; Dermoptera; Cynocephalidae. The transcript has a single exon. The record is from RefSeq and is a predicted model, not a curated record. Gene Ontology annotation, biological process: regulation of transcription by RNA polymerase II. The coding region runs from base 1 to 417 and encodes 138 amino acids. Gene Ontology annotation, molecular function: RNA polymerase II cis-regulatory region sequence-specific DNA binding; DNA-binding transcription factor activity, RNA polymerase II-specific.